AUGAAAUCGAUGCUGAUUUCUGCUCCACACUUUUGUUUCAUUUCAGCACCACUACGUGCAAGUUUCAUUGAUAUUCAUCCGAAUGCAAAAUGGAAACAGAAUGGUUUUACUGUUGCUGGAGGAAAUGGAUCAGGCAGUGGAAUCAAUCAACUCGAUCGCCCAUGGGGUUUGUGCGUCGACGAUGAUGCUCAAACGAUUUAUAUUGCUGAUACCUAUAAUCACCGUAUUGUAGAAUGGAAAUGUGGUGUGACGUAUGGCCUAGUGGUUGCCGGUGGAAAUGGAAACGGAAAUGAAGUUUAUCAGUUAAACUAUACAGGAGAUGUUAUUGUAGACAUCAAGAGAGAUAGCCUCAUCAUAAGCGAUUACGAAAAUAAAAGAGUAGUCCGAUGGCCUCGUCGAAAUGGUACUAGUGGAGAAACAAUCAUCUCAAAUAUUUCUUGCCGAGGUUUGACAAUGGACGAGGAUGGUUCUCUCUAUGUCGUCGACGAUGAAAAACAUGAAGUGAGACGAUAUACAAUUGGUGACACUGAAGGAACAGUAGUUGCAGGUGGCAAUGGAAGCGGAAAUCAUCUCAAUCAACUUUCUAAACCUCGCUACAUAUUCGUCGAUCAAGAUCAUUCAGUAUACGUGUCUGACUGUGAAAAUCAUCGUGUAAUGAAAUGGGUGGCAGGUGCAAACGAAGGCAUUGUCGUAGCCGGUGGUCAAGAAGAAGGAAAUAGUCUUACAAAAUUGGCAGGUCCUUAUGGAGUCGUUGUAGAUCAAUUGGAAACUGUCUAUGUGGCUGAUUGUUGGAAUAAUCGAAUCAUGCGUUGGCCAAAAGGAGUCAAACAGGGAAAUGUUAUUGCUGGCGGAAACGGUGAAGGAAUACAGUCGAAUCAACUCAAAUAUCCUGUUGGUUUAUCAUUUGAUCUACUUGGCAAUCUCUAUGUCGUCGAUCGCGAUAAUAAUCGAGUGCAAAGAUUUAAUAUUGAACAAACUCAGAACGAUGAUUAA
Rotaria sp. Silwood1 is the source of this 993-nucleotide messenger RNA. The record is from the annotation of a GenBank genome assembly. NCBI's taxonomy places the organism in Eukaryota, Metazoa, Rotifera, Eurotatoria, Philodinida, Philodinidae.